AACAGGGCACUGCAUGCAUGGGACAGGAUGCUUUCAUGGAGCCCUUCGGUGACACACUUGGGGUCUUUCAGUGCAAAAUAUACCUCCUUCUCUUCGAUAUUGUUGCAAACUGUUUACUGUUUUAAGUUUUCUGUCUCAUCUUAUGAAAUAUGGAACAAAGGUGCUUGCUCAGGGCUGAAGGUGACAGUGCCAUCACACACUGUCCAUGGCGUCAGAGGUCAGGCCCUCUACCUACCCGUCCACUAUGGCUUCCACACUCCAGCAUCAGACAUCCAGAUCAUAUGGCUAUUUGAGAGACCCCACACGAUGCCCAAAUACUUACUGGGCUCUGUGAAUAAGUCUGUGGUUCCCGACUUGGAAUACCAACACAAGUUCACCAUGAUGCCACCCAAUGCAUCGCUGCUUAUCAACCCACUACAGUUCCCUGAUGAAGGCAAUUACAUCGUGAAGGUCAACAUUCAGGGAAAUGGAACUCUAUCCGCCAGUCAGAAGAUACAAGUCACGGUUGAUGAUCCUGUCACAAAGCCAGUGGUGCAGAUUCAUCCUCCCUCUGGGGCUGUGGAGUAUGUGGGCAACAUAACCCUGACAUGCCAGGUGGAAGGGGGCACUCGGCUAGCUUACCAAUGGCUAAAAAAUGGGAGACCUGUCCACACCAGCUCCACCUACUCCUUUUCUCCCCAAAACAAUACCCUUCAUAUUGUUCCAGUGACCAAGGAAGACAUUGGGAAUUACAGCUGCCUGGUGAGGAACCCUGUCAGUGAAAUGGAAAGUGAUAUCAUUAUGCCCAUCAUAUAUUAUGGACCUUAUGGACUUCAAGUGAAUUCUGAUAAAGGGCUAAAAGUAGGGGAAGUGUUUACUGUUGACCUUGGAGAGGCCAUCCUAUUUGAUUGUUCUGCUGAUUCUUAUCCCCCCAACACCUACUCCUGGAUUAGGAGGACUGACAAUACUACAUAUAUCAUUAAGCAUGGGCCUCGCUUAGAAGUUGCAUCUGAGAAAGUAGCCCAGAAGACAACGGACUAUGUGUGCUGUGCUUACAACAACAUAACCGGCAGGCAAGAUGAAACUCAUUUCACAGUUAUCAUCACUUCUGUAGGACUAGAGAAGCUUGCACAGAAAGGAAAAUCAUUGUCACCUUUAGCAAGUAUAACUGGAAUAUCACUAUUUUUGAUUAUAUCCAUGUGUCUUCUCUUCCUAUGGAAAAAAUAUCAACCCUACAAAGUUAUAAAACAGAAACUAGAAGGCAGGCCAGAAACAGAAUACAGGAAAGCUCAAACAUUUUCAGGCCAUGAAGAUGCUCUGGAUGACUUCGGAAUAUAUGAAUUUGUUGCUUUUCCAGAUGCUUCUGGUGUUUCCAAGAUCCCAAGCAGGUCUAUUCCAGCCUCUGAUGGUGUAUCAGGGCAAGAUUUGCACAGUACAGUAUAUGAAGUUAUUCAGCACAUCCCUGCCCAGCAGCAAGACCAUCCAGAGUGAACUUUCAUGGGCUAAACAGUACAUUCGAGUGAAAUUCUGAAGAAACAUUUUAAGGAAAAACAGUGGAAAAGUAUAUUAAUCUGGAAUCCAUGAAGAAACCAAGACCAACACCUCUUACUCAUUACUCCUUUACAUGCAGAAGAGAGGCAUUUAUGCAAAUUGAACUGCAGGUUUUUCAGCAUAUACACAAUGUCUUGUGCAACAGAAAGACGUGUUGGGGAAAUAUUCCUCAGUGGACAGUCUUUCUUAUGCUGACGGGGAGAACGAAAAUGACGGGGGUUUCCUCAUUACUUUUGUAUGAAAUAUCUCUACAAACCUCAAUUAUUUCUACUCUAUACUUUCACUAUCAUCAACACUGAGACUAUCCUGUCUCACCUACAAAUGUGGAAACUUUACAUUGUUAGAUUUUUCAGCAGACUUUGUUUUAUUAAAUUUUUAUUAGUGUUAAGAAUGCUAAAUUUAUGUUUUGAUUUUAUUUCCAAAUUUCUAUCUUGUUAUUUGUACAACAAAGUAACAAAGUAAUAAGGAUGGUUGUCACAAAAACAAAACUAUGCCUUCUCUUUUUUUCAAUCACCAGUAGUAUUUUUGAGAAGACUUGUAAACACUUAAGGAAAUGACUAUUAAAGUCUUAUUUUUAUUUUUUUCAAGGAAAGAUGGAAUCGAAUAAAUUAUUCUCUUUUUGCUUUUAUGUGGUCUUAAUUCUUUGUCUUGUAGAGUAAAAUAUUGCAUAAAAAUCGGA
This is a messenger RNA of Nomascus leucogenys (northern white-cheeked gibbon), 2209 nucleotides long. It is a transcript of the gene HEPACAM2, whose product is annotated as HEPACAM family member 2. The record is from RefSeq and is a predicted model, not a curated record. NCBI's taxonomy places the organism in Eukaryota, Metazoa, Chordata, Mammalia, Primates, Hylobatidae. The transcript has 11 exons. Bases 28 to 1470 code for a protein of 480 amino acids.